AUGCCUCCAAGUGAUACCCUGACAGCCGCCGAGUUCCUACUCAUGGCAAAAAGCUGUGCGCAUAAGAUUACCGUACACGAACGUGAACCGAUAUCAACCUCACGAUUCGAACAGGGUGCCGAAGAAGCGGGUAUAGCCUUUGACAACUAUAUCCAGACUGGCCGUCGAUCAACCUCUGCAGCGCUGCAGCCUAUGACAGUCCAAGAGAAAAAACAAUUCGAUGAGAACCGUUCAAUCUUCGAGAGUGUCGCCAAUUUAGCCCCUUCUUUUACAGAAGCAUGCAAGAUUCUCGACAUCACCGAGGCUGUCAUUGCAGCGGCAUGGCUGAUACAGAAGUGUCGAACGAUUGGAGGCGGCACUCUGACGGAUGGCGAUGUGGUAGGCAAGAAGGCAGAAAUAUUGGAAGCACUGGUAUUCAUGAAUACUCGGCGGAAGGCGGAUGGAGAAUUCGGUCCAGCGCUACCGACCAUUGUGGUCUGCGCACCUAAGUCGAUUCCAAAUUGGCAGAAUGCUAUUCAAAAACUUCUGCCGAAAUACCUCUGCCAUCAUUAUACUGUCAAAGAAGAUCAGCAGCCUUGGACCAAGGAAACACUCGAACAAAAUAGUUCAUCCUCCGGCGAUCCUUCUUAUGUCAUAUACAUCACCAACUACGAGUCUCUCCUGCAUCGCCAUGGCGAAGGGAAAGAAGACUUCUCUGGAUGCUUUUCUCUUAUGAUCGUUGAUGACAUCCCCAAUCUUGGUGCUCCGGAUUCCCAGACGUGGAAGACCGUCUCGAAUAUAAAGCCGCGUUAUUGGGUGUUCACUCCGAGGGCACCGAUGAGGAAUUGGUAUGAACAACUACCAAGCAUGUUGGGAUUGCUUUGCCCAGAUUCUCUAUGGGAUGAUAUGAAGGUUGAUAAGGAGUUGAAUCCUUUCGACCUGCCACCCACUGAUCCUCGAGCGGUCCUCCUUGCCACACCAUACGCCGUAAAGAAGUUUCUCCACCCGUAUAUUGAUGACACUACUAUACGGCGCAACAUGCUUACCCGGCUUUACGGACAAGUGAUGCUGAAGCGAACUUAUGGUACCAAAGCCAACGACGUUUCUGUUGCGAAAGAAAUCUUAACCGCCAAGCCACACAACUUUUAUAUUGACUCGAACCCGGACGGGAAACAGAAGAUGGCAGAAAUACUCACUGAGAAUACUAAUGAACUCAUCUACGCAAGUGAAGGUAGAACUCUUCUUGUAGAUGGUAGGAAGCUCAGGACGCUGGUGCUAUCAACUACUUGGCUACCUCUUGUUGCGCUAGGUGACGGCACGGUCCAGGAAUAUCGUACCGACGGAGCCACGUUGAGGGGGUUUCUUAACGAUACCUAUAACUCUUUUGGUGACGAGGUCAUGGGCUUCAACCCGAAGAAUGUGGACAACUUGACCCUUAUAAGAGUACUAUUCACACAGUCACCCAAACUCGAUGCCCUAUGCCGUUCCUAUUACGAGGCGAUUCUACAGAAAAAGACUCUGGUCGUUUGGGUUGAAUAUCUUCUUGAGCAGCUAUUCAUAACACUCGUGCUCAAAUUUCUCGGUGCUAAUGUCGAGUCUAUAUAUCCAGACCUCUCCGACAACGAGAAGUUCGAGAUGAGUAGAAAAUGCCAGGAUCCUUCGCUCAGUCUUCAUCUGAUCACAACAUAUCGAGCUACUGGACCCGGCUUCCAUUUCCAUAGCAAAAAUCACAUAUCGAUACACCUCACUCGAUCCAUCCACGAACUGAUGGAAGUUCAAUCCGCUUCGGACCUUCUUUCUGUUUCGAAAGGUGAUGGACAAUUUGUCCAGAUUUUCAUCUUGAAUGGCUCCUGGGAUGAUCAUGGUUUGCGGGCCCUUUUGGAAACAUCCUUCUCGGAUUUCUACGCUGUGGACAGGGAGGAAAGGGAAAAUCUGAGAGUGAUACCGAAAGAUCAGUGGUAAAGCCAGAGUUUUGAAUGAUUUUAAUCACGGGUCUAGACAAUCAGCUUUGGAAGGAUAGUUGUACCAGCGAUUUUCAAAAGUCCCAGGCGUUUCUUGAGGGAAACAUACUC
Messenger RNA from Mollisia scopiformis, 2051 nucleotides. RefSeq lists its product as uncharacterized. NCBI's taxonomy places the organism in Eukaryota, Fungi, Ascomycota, Leotiomycetes, Helotiales, Mollisiaceae. Bases 1 to 1941 code for a protein of 646 amino acids. The transcript is spliced from 2 exons. Gene Ontology annotation, molecular function: ATP-dependent chromatin remodeler activity; ATP binding. The record is from RefSeq and is a predicted model, not a curated record.